Messenger RNA from Pseudovirgaria hyperparasitica, 1848 nucleotides. RefSeq lists its product as uncharacterized. The coding region runs from base 103 to 1449 and encodes 448 amino acids. Gene Ontology annotation, molecular function: cysteine-type endopeptidase activity. The transcript is spliced from 7 exons. Gene Ontology annotation, biological process: proteolysis. The record is from RefSeq and is a predicted model, not a curated record. NCBI's taxonomy places the organism in Eukaryota, Fungi, Ascomycota, Dothideomycetes, Acrospermales, Acrospermaceae.
UUCUAUUUACGUAUCGUCGUCCUAGCCUCCUUCUCCCCUACAUCCCUUCGCCUGCUGAACGCUUGACACACCUCUCUCGUUCCAUAUCCUCUGCGCCCCUCGAUGUCUUAUAAUCAGUUUCCCGGAGGUCACUAUUCGGGUGGACAGUCUCACCAAGGAGGUGGCGGAUAUCCUCCUGUCCAGAAUUAUGGCCAGCCGCCUCAAAACUAUGGUCCUCCGGCGCAAUAUGGAGGUCCGCCGCCGCAGCUGUAUAACAGUCCUCCACCACAACAAUACGGACCACCGCAGAAUUACCAAGGCUAUCCGCCUCAAGGCCCACCCGGCGGGUACCAGAACACUCCUCCUCCACAGCAGUACAACAACUACCCUCCGCCGAACAACCAGCCCCAAGGCCCACCCCCAGGUCAAUAUCCACAACCUGUAGGACGAAUGCCAACUGUGAAUAGCAACCAAUGGACACAAGGGAACCAUAAUGCGCCUCCACCGCCUCCGCAGCAAGAACAGGCAUUUGGCCAUGGUGCUCCCUCGAAUUACCAUUUCCGGUACUCUGCGUGCAAUGGUCGUCGCAAAGCACUACUCAUCGGCAUCAACUACUUCAAUCAGCGCGGUCAGCUGCGCGGAUGCAUCAAUGAUGUGAAGAACAUGUCAAAUUACCUGAACGGCUUCUUUCGCUAUAAGCGGGAGGACAUGGUUAUCCUGACCGAUGACCAGCAGAAUCCGAUGAGUCAACCCACCAAGCAGAAUAUCCUCCGUGCUAUGCACUGGCUAGUCAAGGAUGCCAGACCCGACGAUUCGCUAUUUUUCCACUACUCCGGCCACGGUGGCCAAACCAAAGAUCUUGAUGGCGACGAAGAAGAUGGCUACGACGAAGUUAUUUAUCCAGUGGAUUUCCGUACCGCGGGCCACAUUGUCGAUGAUGAGAUGCACAGAAUAAUGGUUCAGCCAUUACAAGCAGGCGUUAGGCUUACAGCAAUCUUCGACUCUUGCCACUCCGGGUCCGCAUUAGAUUUACCGUACAUCUACUCCACACAAGGCGUCCUCAAAGAACCAAAUCUUGCAAAAGAGGCUGGUGCAGGAUUAUUGGGCAUUGUUGGAGCAUAUGCCAGGAAAGAUAUUGGGGGCAUGUUUUCCACGGGUGCUGGCCUUCUGAAGAAACUUACUACCGGCGACGACGUCUUCCAAAAGAACAUGCGCACCAAGACUUCGCCUGCGGAUGUUAUAAUGUGGUCUGGGAGCAAAGACGAUCAAACUUCCGCUGACGCCACAAUCGCUAGCCAGGCUACUGGCGCUAUGUCGUAUGCAUUCAUUAGUGCUCUGAAGAAGAACCCGAACCAGAGUUAUGUGCAAUUGCUCAACAGCAUUCGUGACGAGUUGGAGGGAAAAUAUAGUCAGAAGCCCCAGCUUAGUUGCAGUCACCCGCUGAACACUGAUAUCCUAUACGUGAUGUGAUACCUUCGCGAUUCUGAGCGACCAGUUCCAAAUGCGGUGGGGCACUAGCUCACGAGCAUCCUUUAGGUUUGGUCAAAUCGACGGGUACAUGGUAGAGAUGCCCGCGAUGGCUGGGCAACGGCUAUGGACAGCCUUGGCGACGAGUAAUGGCUUUGCGUGUAUGGUUGAAAAGAGCGUGCAAUUUUAGUAUACACCAAGAUGAUGGCGACCAAUUUACUCAAAUCAAAGCGCAGCGUUUACGUCGAUAUAGUGGCUUCGUAUUUCAAUCUCCGAGGAGUCUUGGUAGAGAUCUGAAGAGGAGCCAAAUGUAUGUCUUCAUAGACUCAUAUGGACCUUUCUUCUCCACUACGGUGGAAGGCAGAAGCAGUCUUCACGAUAUGGUGAUUACAUUUCCUCACC